CAUAUGGCAGGGGCUGCCCCCAGGCCUGACAGCCCAAGGGCCCAGCAGCGGGGGCUAGCGGAGCCCAUCUCCGGCAGGGCUGGGCAGGAAGUGGGGCGGGGUCUGGGGUGGGAUCUGGUUCGCCAGGACUGCUGCAACUCAGACAAACCAACCCACCGGGAGAAGAUGCCUGGGGGUCCGGGAGUCCUCCAAGCUCUGCCUGCCACCAUCUUCCUCCUCCUCUUGCUGUCUGCUGCCUGCCUGGGUCCUGGGUGCCAGGCCCUGCGGGUGGAUGGGGGCCCACCAUCGGUGACGGUGAGCGUGGGGGAUGAGGUCCACCUUCCUUGCCAGUACAAUGACAGCAUAAAGAACGUCACAGUCACGUGGUGGCGCCUCAUCCAAGGCAACCAUUCGUGGCCCCCUGAGCUCAUAGGCUACGGCCACAGCUCCAGUGGCGAGCUCACCAUCCACAACGUGAACAAGAGCCACGGGGGCAUGUACAGGUGCCGCGUCCACGAAGAAGGCAAACCACACCAGCACUCCUGUGGCACCUACCUCCGCGUCCGUGAGCCACCCCCUAGACCCUUCCUGGACAUGGGGGAGGGCACCAAGAACCGCAUCAUCACAGCCGAGGGCAUCAUCCUUCUGUUCUGUGCCGUAGUGCCUGGGACUCUGCUACUGUUCAGGAAACGAUGGCAGAAUGAGAAGUUCGGGGUUGAUGUCCAGGAUGAAUACGAAGAUGAAAAUCUCUAUGAGGGCUUAAACCUGGACGACUGCUCCAUGUAUGAGGACAUCUCCCGGGGCCUCCAGGGCACCUACCAGGAUGUGGGCAGCCUCAACAUCGGAGACGUCCAGCUGGAGAAGCCGUGACACCUCUCGCCCCCACCAGGCUGCCCCUGCCUGCUGUGCCCCAAUUCCAGUGUCUGUCCUCACUCCCCUGGAACAAGCUCUCCGCAGUCUUCCCUGGGAGCUUCCUCAGUCAUCUUCCGCCUUGGGGUAUCCUCUCUCUUCUCCUCCCAGGUCUCCUUGGACUCCUCCUGGGUGUCCUACUCUUCUUCCCUCUAGACUGUCCCAUCCUCCCCCAGCCCAGUCCUCCCCCUGCUGCCUUUCCCAGGCUCCCUCCCCAGUGGGUAAUGAGCCUUAAUCGCUGCCUCUAGGGGAGCUGAUUGUAGCAGCCUCGUUAGUGUCACCCCCUCCUCCCUGAUCUGUCAUGGCCACUUAAGUGAUAAUAAAUCCUUCCCAACUGCA
This is a messenger RNA of Propithecus coquereli (Coquerel's sifaka), 1227 nucleotides long. It is a transcript of the gene CD79A, whose product is annotated as CD79a molecule, immunoglobulin-associated alpha. The transcript is spliced from 5 exons. Gene Ontology annotation, biological process: B cell receptor signaling pathway; B cell differentiation. Lineage: Eukaryota; Metazoa; Chordata; Mammalia; Primates; Indriidae. Gene Ontology annotation, molecular function: transmembrane signaling receptor activity. Gene Ontology annotation, cellular component: B cell receptor complex; external side of plasma membrane; membrane. The record is from RefSeq and is a predicted model, not a curated record. The coding region runs from base 4 to 849 and encodes 281 amino acids.